Molecule: messenger RNA, 672 nt
Organism: Ogataea philodendri
Lineage: Eukaryota; Fungi; Ascomycota; Pichiomycetes; Pichiales; Pichiaceae
Exons: 2
Coding region: 1-672 (223 amino acids)
Source: RefSeq, a predicted model, not a curated record
AUGGUCUUCGCUGCCAAUCAAGUGCGUGCCUGGAUACAGUCUGGACAACCGCUGUCCCAUCGAGGUGAUAUGCUCGUAGGCCAUUCCCUCGUAGAUGAAGUCCUUGUCUCGCAGGGAGUCGGGGAAUCCAGAUCCAACAAACGCAAUACGGAAAUACGUCGACUCAACACGAUCCACGGUCUGCAACGCUUUGUAAAUCAUAGCCAGCUCGCCAUGACAAUGACUCAGUCCCAUCAGAUCGAAAUUGUAGUUGUAGUACGAGUCAAGCAGCUCUUGCCUGUCUCUUUGUGGAAGAUUUCGUACAAAGAAAGAAUGCAUGAUCUCCGAAGUUCCUCAAAAUUCUUCUUGUUGGACCAUUCGGCCACAAUCAUCGACCAGACCAUGUUGACUCCAACCUCCAAACACUUGUCAUUGCGCUGCAAACACAACAAAAGAAUCUGUUGCACAAGACUAUACUCAGAGCUGACAAUGAACAACGGUUGGAAACCAUUGUAUUUACCAACACCGAAUCUGUUGAACUCCGACAUUGAUGCCUGCUGUCCCAAGUUUCCCCAAAUUGUUUCCAGUAAGGUAGCCGUUCGUGUACGAAUAUCCCCUGUUAGCAGGAAACAGCAUUUCCGUGGGAUAUCAAACAGAUGCUCCAAUGAUGACGUUUGUGCAAUACCGCAGUGA